Spodoptera frugiperda (fall armyworm) is the source of this 7840-nucleotide messenger RNA. RefSeq names its product serine/threonine-protein kinase ATR (gene mei-41). The record is from RefSeq and is a predicted model, not a curated record. The coding region runs from base 128 to 7729 and encodes 2533 amino acids. The transcript has 29 exons. Gene Ontology annotation, cellular component: nucleus. Gene Ontology annotation, biological process: protein phosphorylation; DNA damage checkpoint signaling; telomere maintenance. Gene Ontology annotation, molecular function: protein binding; protein serine/threonine kinase activity. NCBI's taxonomy places the organism in Eukaryota, Metazoa, Arthropoda, Insecta, Lepidoptera, Noctuidae.
UAACAGUUGUUGUCAAAUAAAUGUCAAAAACUAUUGCCGGUACAAAAAUAAGCCUAUUUUUGUAAAAUCAACUAUUUUAGUUAAUUUAAUCCGUUUCGUGCAUUGUAUACAGUUUAUUAAUAAGGCAAUGGAUGAGGAUAACCAGGAUGGACCAUUUACGGUGUGGCAAAUGUUUAAUGCACCCACUAUGGUGUUGUUCAACAACUUGGAACAUGCAGCUGAUGGUUUGGACAGACUGCUAACAUCCAUACUAAAGUUAUCAGGGGACUUCUCUGAAGUAUUAGUGCCUAGGGCUGGCUCCGCCAAGUACCCAGACACAUAUUAUCAUGCAUUCAAUACAUGGCUUGUUGGCAGACUAUUUUACGUGUGGUCUGUGGAGGAGCUAAGCAGGAUACAUGAAACAAGCAAAGAAGCUCAAUUGAAAAUUUUGAACAUACUGUGUAUGAAUGCUGCGUCUUUCUACAAUACUUUGCAUUUGGAAUAUGUGUCUGUAUUAAGAAAAUUAGUUCAGUAUUACAAAGAUAGUCAAGAUAGUCAGUUUAAUGCUCUAUUGCUUGAAAACUUUCAGUCGGAGCAAAUAGAAAUACCUAAUGUGCAGUUAAACUUGGAACCUAUAUUUGUAAAUGUGAAAGACAUACAAACAUGCAAGACAUUAAUAAACUUAACAUUGCAAUUACUUGCAGAGAGUCUACCAACAAAUUCUGUUCACAUAAAUAAACACAAAAUAGAAUAUUGCAAGUUAUUUAAUGAAGUCCUGUACAUGCUUGAUAAUUACAGUGUUGACUUAAAGCUACACUCUAUAAAGUUUUUCAUAAAUUUAAUAAGCAAUUAUGAACAAAUUGGCAUUUACAAGUUUCAGAAAUGCUUUCCAUUGGUUUAUAAUGACUUGCUAUAUUCAAUAGAAGCUAUGUUGAAGUCAUUGAAUGUCUACUAUGAAAAAGGGGAAAUAGAUGCAAUUUACUUGGAUAGUCUUAACAAAACAAUGUGUACUUACAUGAAAGUCAUUAAAAAAUCUCCUGAUAGAGAGAAUAGAGAGAUUCUUUCAAAUAUUUGCACAGUCAUAUUAAGAACUAAGAAUAAUAAAAUAUUUAGUAAUGACCUGAAGUUGGAAUGUUUAUCUAUGACCAUUCACAUUGAUAUCUCAAAAGAUCUGAUUGAUAUAUCAAAUAAGGAUGCAAGCGAAAUUGAUGUACUGAAAGAGUACUAUUGUAGAAACAUACUAGUAUAUAUGACUUCUGAUAUACAAGGAAAAACAAAUGAAGAUACAAAAGACAGUUGGUGUUACCAGCAAGUAUUAAAUGUAAUUCAAUCAAUAAAGACUUGUGAAGAUAGUAAGAUUGAUAUAUUUUUAAUAAGUUACCAUUUGAAGAGAUGUUUGUCUGCAUUAGGUAUAUUGCAACAAGUUGCUUUGACAAAAAAGGAAGAUAAGACCAAAGUUAUAUCAGAAGAAGUGAUCUAUGUGAUUUGGGGAUCAUUACAGAAGCUUAUUGGAUUUAAUAAAAGCAUUAUUUUAGGAGAUAGUAACUGUACUAGAUUGUACAUGGACAUACUUCUAAGUACCAUGGUCCUCUACCAUGCACCAUCAAGAGAGGAUUGUAACAAAAUUCUUCAACUGUUGUGUUUGCAAAGUUCUUCGCAGUUCUCUGAACAUAAUUUUGGGUUCAGUGAUACUGUCAAAAUAAUCAUUCUGAAAUAUUUGUUGAUUGUUAGACUUGUUCUGCAAAGCAAGUCUAGUGAAACCUGGAACAGGAUAAUUUCUAAUUUAAUUGGUGGUUUCCUGAAAAACAAAACUGUUAAUAAUUACAAGCAGGUGUUACCAUUAUGCCCACUUUUAGUGUUGAAUAACAUAUUCUCUUCAAGUAAACUUAUAGGAGACUUGUUAUUGCCUGCAUUUUUGACAAAAGACCAGGAGAUUCAGGAAGAAGUUACACAGGUCAUAUCAGCCAUAGCCUGCAUGUCAUUAGGAACCUAUGACAUUGUCAUUUGUGUACCAAAAAAUUGUAUUGGACAUUCUAUAUUCACAAACAAUAUUAUAGAUAUGCUAUUAAUAUGUUCCAAAUGCCACCACAUAGAUAAGAAUAGAUAUUCAGAGGAUUCUUUAAAUAAAAUAAAUCAAAAUAAAGUUGUGAUAUAUUCUGAAAGUAAUGGCUAUACUCCAAGUCAACAUUCCACUAUUAUAAGUCUUAAAAGCUUAUUCGCGAAGUUCUUGAAUUGGAAACAGUAUGUAGAUGUGGAAAACAGUGGCUACUGGGACCUGUUUGGUAGGCUCUGUCAUCACUACUAUGUGCUGAACUAUGGAGUUCCUACUGAUCUGUUAAAUGAAAAGAACAGUCAUCAAGUAUUAAAAUGUUUCACACCAUUUGUUGAAGAUAAUUUGGUAGAAGAAGACCCCGAAUGGAAUGCUCACAAGGAUAACGCUUACAGUUUAUGUGUCAAUGUACUAGUAAAGUCAACACGAAACAGUUUGGAAAACAAUGAUUAUGCCCAACAGACCAACACCUUAAAUCUCAUAAAAGAAUUUGGAUUGUGUUCAAAUGAGAAAGUAGUUUUACCUGUAACAAAGCUUUUCGUUUAUUUUAUAAUGCAUCCACAAUGUAGUCUUGGACCAAAGGCUGUGGUUAGUUUAAGAGAUGUGUGUGAAGUACACGGAUACACGCCUAAUCAAGUUUACCAUCGCUAUAAAAAGGAUUAUUGUAAACUGUUUGUGGAAUGUAGCUUGUACAGUGGGAAAGAAUUUGCGAUUUCACUUCUGAAAGUCGUUAGGGCUUUUGGAUUUGUUGGGUACAGAGACUUUAUAUCCAAAGAUGUGCAUCACUUUUUGCCCUACUUGAUGCCCUACUCUGUGACCAUAAAAGAAGUUCCAUCCAUGAUUGAGGAAAUUGCUUCCUUAGUCCAAUGUUCGGUAUCAGACUUCUUGAUUGAGAGAUUUCCUCAUAUUUACGUUCACGUGUAUUUGAACGAGUCGAAGGAAGUUGAAAAGAAAUGUAUGGACAUUAUUGGAAGGCUGACCAAGACGUCGGUACUAAGUUUGAUAAAGAGACAUUUUAGAGUUAUACUAACAGAGUUUCUUCUACAGUAUUGUUGUGACUCUGAAAAAGUGUUGAAUGCAUGUAGAUACUUGGCUUGCCACGACCCUGAUGUUUCAACACCAACUGGAAGUAUGACAAUGAGCACUUCGCAAAUCGCGGACUUUUUGAACCCGAAGUUUUUGGGUGUUCUAGCUUAUUUUGAUCAUAAACUGGUUAACGCUAAAGUAGCGAUAUCAGUGAAAAGAAAAGCAUUAAAGAGUUUCCCGGAUAUAAUGCAAUUGAUGGGAGUUAAAUACUUAACGCCGUUAAGGUUUAAGGUGCUGGCUACCUUAAGAUCUGCUCUGCAAUUGGCGAAGGAAUUCCCAAAAAUAUUAGCAGAGGCGUGGAGCGCAUUUAUACAUAACAUUGAUACGAUUUCGUUGGGACCACUUAUGUCUAAUUUAGCAGUGUCGCUGUUACAACAAUUGGAAUAUGCUCCUCAAGAAAUAAACAAAAUAUUUCACUAUCUUGUGUUGAAUAAUGAGAAUUUGCUUAGUUCUCAUAUAUCGGACCUCUUCUUCUUGGAAGAUACAAAUAUAUCUGAUAGAAUAAAGAUGGUUAUUAAAAGGCAUGUUAAGAGAACUCAGCCUGACGGUUUCCUGGACAAGAUCAAGUGGUACUUACAACAUUUGAACCAUGACAUACCCAGUAUUAAGGCGUAUGCGUUUUCCCACCUCGACAAAUUAUUGAAAAGUAACAGAUCUGAGAUACAUAAAGCUAUAUUUGGCGGUAAAAACAUAGAUCCAGUUAUAGUCGAGUUGAUAGAUUCAUUGUUGGCGGGAUGCAAAGAUCCAGACCCUAAAGUAAGUCUAUCAAGCGGUGCCUGCCUCGGUCAGUUGGGAGCCAUCGAAGCCGGUCACCUACCGCGUCAGUACGUGCAGCCAGAUAGAUCCCCCUUCGCAUUCUCUAUAGGAGACGACUGCUUCGCCGCCACUGCGCUUGUUGAACUGUCACGGGCUUUCCAAUAUGAAAAGGAUACUAUGAAUAUGGAUUGUUAUGCUCUAACAAUACAAGAGAUAUUGAAAAUUUACGACAUUUCGCCUACGGGUAGCAAGAAAGAUGUGUGGGACAGCUUCCCUGAACAUAUGCAUCAGAUAAUGCAUCCAUUACUGAGCUCCAGAUACACAUUGGCGUAUCCAUCUCAACCGAAGAAAGCGCACCCUUUGUUCGGAUCGACUUACGCAACAACAUUUUUAGAGUGGGCACACAACUGGGCAGGGCAACUGAUUCCUCUGAUAGAAUCGGAAAGUAUUCGGGAACUACUACGCACAGUGCACCCGAGUAUGCGGCGAGACGUCAGGACUCUGUUCCUGUUCCUACCUUACGUGCUGUUACAUGCUGUCAAGUCGAAGAAUAACUCGCAAUACAUACAAGAAGAAAUAUUGGCUGUUAUUGGUUUAGAAAACUUUGAAGUGGAGAAUUCAGUGACAAUAGAAAGGUCUAGAUAUAAAAUGCUGCGACAUAUCAGAAUGACACCGAGCAUCAACUCUGUUCAGGCAGAAGAAGGGAAUCAGAGUAAAUGCAGUAAGACAAUUUACACACUGCUAGACUUCCUGAACAGAUGGUUGCUGGAGUGGUGUCAUUCAAAGCAGCGUCCUAGGGAGAAUGAGAAUUACAAAGCAAUAUCCUCGUUUCUGGACAAAUUCGACAAGUUGGUGAUAGCCCGCGGUAACUUUGCCUGCGGCGAGCUGGAGCGGGCGCUGCAGUACCUCGAGUUGUACAUGGACGAGAGGAAGGACAAGAUGCAGGAACAACUGCCUUUCCUGGCCGAGAUAUACGCACUGUUAGAUGAACCGGAUUCUGUGGCAGGUAUCUUAUCAAUGAAAAGAUCGGAGCCUUCGUUAAAGGAGUUGAUCCUCGCGCAAGUAGUAACGGGACGGUUGCAAGAUGCUGCUCUAUGCUACGAGCGGUUGGCUCAGGAAGGCCAGUUAGAUAGACAUAGUUUGCAGAGCAUGAUCGAUUGUUACCUUGGGCUGGACCAGCCUUUCACCGCGUACCGGUUACUUAGCAAACAUGAUUACGAAGACGGUAUGAGCGAGUUAUCAGCUGAACCUUUGUGGCGACUCGGACGGUUCGAUGAACUCGACGAGCUAUGCAAAAAACCUGUCCCACCAUCAAAAGAAAACUGGGGCCUGCUAAUGGGCCGUACUUUGUUAGCCUACCGCCAACAAGACCACGAUGCCUUCCUGAUAUCGUGUAAGGAGACUACAAGUAGACUGCUAGCGCAGAUGGACGCGGAGAGUAAAGGCGAGAAUGCAUUGAGGAGUGGAUACCAGAGCGUGCUCGGUCUACAUAUUAUUACUGAAACUAGUCAUGCUGAAGAGGUGUUGCAGAAGUUAAAAAAGCUAAGAGACGGCGAUCGUCAGAGUACAGAGAUGUUGAAUCAGUUGUUGGACGAGUGGAGGCUGCGGCUGUCGGUGGUACAGUCCGACGUCAGGACCAUCGAACCACUGCUCCGACUCCGGAGGAUACUACUGCAACAAACACAGCAACUGUUAGAGCCAACACACCCUGUCACGGCGAGUCGGUUGAAGGCAUGCAUUGGUGACCUCUGGCUACAAAGCGCGAAACACGCUAGGAAAGCCGGUAUCUUCCAACAGUCAUACAUGUACGUGUUGAACGCAGAAGAGUAUCAGCCGGAGGAGUUGUUCAUAGAGAAGUCCAAGAUGUACUGGGCGCGCGGGCAACACGAGCACGCCUUCACCACGCUACGCCGCGGCCUGGACGACACGUACCCUAUGUUGGAACAACUUAAUAAUGAUCAGAGAAAAACGUGCGCAAAAGCUAAAUUAUUGAUAGCAAAAUACAACGACGAGACUACGAAUGUUGACGUGGACGUGAAUAUUGGGUAUUACAAGGAGUCGGUGGAAGUUUUUAAACAAUGGGAGAAGAGUUUGGUGUGUCUAGGAGCUUAUUAUGAGAAAGUAAGUUGCGGCGAAGGCACGAGUAUAAGCACGACUUGGUCGCGACGUCUGUACGCACUCAACAGUUACGGGAAAGCUCUACAGUAUGGACAUAAGUACUUGUACCAGAGCAUGCCUCGGAUGUUGUCUAUAUGGUUGGAUGUUGAAGUGACAUCUACAGACACAAGUGCGCACCAAGUGUUAGCACAGAUGACAGAGAUCAUCAAGACUUACUCUGAGAGACUGCCGCUGUAUCUCUAUCUGACGGCGUUCUCGCAAAUCGUAUCGAGGAUCUGCCAUCCUGUGAAAGAGGUAUAUCUACAACUAAAAGCGAUAUUAGUGAAGCUGAUAGUAGCGUACCCUCAACAUACCCUAUGGAUGAUGAUGAGUGUGAUGAAGUCCAGCUACGCACAACGUAUCAAGCGCUGCGCUGACGUCUUCGCAGACCCAAGACUCAAGGAACCUCGUCUCUUGAAACUCAUCAGUGAUUUUACACAGCUAGCUGAGAAGCUAAUUGAACUGUGUAAUAAGCCCAUCGCUGGAAGCUCCCUGACAACUACGGUAUCUACCCUAGUCAGAUCGCUUCCCCGUCUCCUUGCGACUGACAGCUUCAGUCACGUGAUGAUGCCCUUCCAAGAGUUCUGCAAGAUCGUGCUGCCUUCUAAGGCGGCGCGACAAGAACGUAUCGACUUCAACAUACCCACGGAACCACCGGUAUACAUCGCGGGCAUUGAAGAACAGAUCAGUAUACUGCCUUCGCUGCAGAAACCUAGAAAAGUUACAUUAAAAGGAUCCGACGGUAAAUCCUACAUAAUAAUGUUGAAACCGCGCGAUGAUCUUCGAAAGGACUACCGUUUAAUGGAAUUCAACGGAGUUGUCAAUCGUUUCCUGCAAGAUGCGCCGGAGACGCGACGGCGACGACUUUACAUACGAACGUACAGCGUCCUGCCUUUAAAUGAAGAAUGCGGGCUUAUAGAAUGGGUACCGAAUUUAGUGGGUCUGAGGCCUAUAUUAAUGCAUAUUUAUAAACAAAAAGGUAUUCAUACAAGCAAUCGAGAGUUGAAAGAAAUGAUGUGUGCGAACAAAGACCCGGUUGAGAAGAAGAGACGUAUCUACGAACAACAGUUGCUACCUCGUCACCCUCCCGUGUUCCAAGAGUGGUUCCGAAGGGUGUUCUCCGAUCCUUAUGGAUGGUAUCAGGCAAGAUCUGCUUACAUCAGAACUACUGCUGUCAUGUCAAUGGUUGGAUAUAUUUUGGGUCUUGGCGAUAGACACGGAGAAAACAUAUCGUUCGACUCGACAAAUGGUGACACAGUGCAUGUGGACUUUAAUUGUCUGUUCAACAAGGGAGAGGCGUUCGAGUGGCCGGAAAGGGUUCCUUUCCGACUCACACACAAUAUGGAGGCGGCUAUGGGACCUCUCAAACAUGAGGGCAUGUACAGGAAAAGUUGCGAGGCAGUAAUGCGAGCUCUCCGUGCCCAAACCGCGGCGCUGAUGUCGGUCAUCGAGCCGUUUGUAUACGACCCCCUUGUGUCGUGGGGUAAAGUACGGCAGAUGGACUGCGGCGAGAGGACCAAUGAACAGGCCAUGCAACAUCUACUACAUAUCAAGCAGAGACUUAACGGAAUGGUGAGAACAAAGAACAAGCAACUAUCGCUGUCCUUGUCUCCCGAAGGUCAAGUGGAACAUCUGAUCGUGGAAGCGACCAGUAUAAUAAACUUAUGCCAAAUGUACAUAGGGUGGGGACCUUUCUUGUAACUAACUACCAACAUGUGCCAUGAACUGUGAUUUAAGCUAAGUUUUGAUAACAUUGCUAAAACUUAAUUUUAUUGUAUUUGUAUACUUCAUUGUUACGUGCCUAAUAAAUAA